Molecule: messenger RNA, 866 nt
Organism: Mycetomoellerius zeteki
Lineage: Eukaryota; Metazoa; Arthropoda; Insecta; Hymenoptera; Formicidae
Gene: ksh
Product: transmembrane protein 167A-like protein ksh
Exons: 3
Coding region: 134-358 (74 amino acids)
Source: RefSeq, a predicted model, not a curated record
CGCCAUUGUGCGCCGUAUACUAAAGUGAUGUCAAAUGUUGUUUGGUUUACUGAAGAAUUUUUAACUUGAUUUAUUUGCAGUUUAUCAGACUUGAUUCAUUCGCAGUUUCUUAAGUCGAGCUCGUUCCAACAUUAUGUCUGCCAUAUUUAAUUUUCAGAGCCUACUGACUGUAAUAUUAUUGCUAAUAUGCACCUGUACCUACAUUAGAUCGCUGGCACCGAAUUUGUUUGACAAACGGCUAGGAAAGGUUGGUUUUCAGGGUACUUUUUGGAAAUGUGCUAGGAUUGGGGAAAGAAAGAGUCCAUAUGUGGCUUUUUGUUGCAUUUGUAUGGCCUUUAGUAUUUUAUUUUGGUCGUAACAUUCUUACAUGGGUCAUUCUGACCAAUGCAUUUGGUGUGUAUUCCAAAAUUAUAACCUAAUAUAUAUUUAUGUAUCUAAGGUCCGAGAUGUGAGAAAAUAAAAAGCAGUUUUGACAAACAGCUAUAUUUGCCGUUUCAAUAAUACAUAAAAAAUACACUCGUUUAAGCUAGACUUAAAGUCAAAACGAACGUCACUGCUAAAUGCAUGAUAGUUUUUUUUUCUUAUUUGUCAACACAUUUUUUCCUCCUCAAAGCCAUAUCAUCCAAUUUGAGCACAUUUUCUCAUUGUAUUCUCAUAAUAUAUUUUUCCGUCCUAUAAACAACAACAUUCUUUUAAUAUAGUUAUUGUAAAGUUAUUAUAUUGAGCAUUCUGUGAUAUACAGGGUUCGUUAGAUAGGUACAUUUAACACAUUUUUGCUCUGUGCGGGAUAUGCUAGCUUCUCCAUGACAGUAAACCAUGCGAUGUAACUAAAGCGUCGUCUACAAUAUGCGAAGUAAGUUUGGUUU